AAAGGAAGUGUUAUACCCACUUUGACGCACGCUCAUUCUCUCCUCUGAUUGGCUGACGGCCUGACGCUGUACGUACGUAGGCGCUUCCUUAACUUGACUCUCAGAAACAGCAAAAUAGAAGAUGUUGGUCCUGGUGUUAGGUGACCUGCACAUCCCCCACCGGUGCAACACCCUGCCAGCCAAGUUCAAGAAGCUGUUGGUCCCGGGGAAGAUCCAGCACAUUCUCUGCACAGGAAACCUCUGCACCAAGGAGAGCUAUGACUACCUGAAGACUCUUGCUGGAGACGUCCACAUAGUCCGAGGAGACUUCGAUGAGAAUCUGAACUACCCGGAGCAGAAGGUGGUGACAGUGGGCCAGUUUAAGAUCGGUCUGAUCCACGGCCACCAGGUGAUCCCGUGGGGCGACAUGGCCAGCCUGGCGCUGCUCCAGAGACAGCUGGACGUCGACAUCCUCAUCUCCGGGCACACACACAAGUUCGAGGCAUUCGAGAAUGAAAACAAGUUCUACAUCAACCCUGGUUCUGCCACGGGAGCCUACAGCGCACUGGAAAGCAACAUCAUCCCCUCUUUUGUAUUAAUGGACAUCCAGGCGUCUACAGUGGUCACGUACGUUUAUCAGCUGAUCGGCGACGAUGUCAAGGUGGAGAGAAUUGAGUACAAGAAAUCUUAAAGCACGGUGUGAUGAAGAGGAGGAGGAGGAAGAUGAGAGAGAGGAGCAGGAGUUGGGUUAUCGUGGCUACGUGUAUCGUUUCAUUCCUUUCCACCAGGGGGCAGCAGCUCCCCUGCAGUCACCACAAUGUUAAUGCUGUAACAAACUGUUCAGUAACUUAACUCUAAAUCAAAUGUGUAUUAUAUUGUUUAUAAGUCAUCAGCAUUUGCUUGUAUCCAAGCUUUCAUUUGGUAACUGUAGAGAAUGCAAUAAUGUCACAUGUGUUUGUUAUCAGAAGAAAUAUUUGGUGCCAUUUUUCUUUUCUUUUUUUCUUUUUUUGGUCACAUUCGCCCUCGUCAUUUCCUGUCAAUAUCAGGCCUUUAGCUUCAUGUAGUCGGCCUUUUUUUCAUUCAUUAAUUUCCCCACAAUAAAGAUCUAAUUUCACUCCA
This is a messenger RNA of Centropristis striata (black sea bass), 1098 nucleotides long. It is a transcript of the gene vps29, whose product is annotated as VPS29 retromer complex component. Gene Ontology annotation, cellular component: retromer complex; endosome. The record is from RefSeq and is a predicted model, not a curated record. NCBI's taxonomy places the organism in Eukaryota, Metazoa, Chordata, Actinopteri, Perciformes, Serranidae. Gene Ontology annotation, biological process: intracellular protein transport; retrograde transport, endosome to Golgi. The coding region runs from base 122 to 670 and encodes 182 amino acids. The transcript is spliced from 4 exons.